AUGACGACCGACGCCACCGCGGGGGCGCGACGGGAGCGCCGAGACGCCGAGAUCGAUCACCUGGCGUACGUCGUGCGGAGCGCCAAGGACGGACCGGAGGCGAGGAGCGCGAGACUGGGAGAUAAUCGCGUGGAUUUCAUUCGAGGGAAAGAUUUCUAUCGAUGGAUCAUCGACGUUCGACGCGAUCUGUUGGAUGAACACGCGCCGGUGAACGAUAAGAAGGAGCGCGAGACGAUGGAGAAUGACCCGGCGUACGCGACGCGGGCGAACGAGGCGCGGGCGCGGCACGUUGGACAGGCGUUGUUGCAGCGAGGGUAUCUCAUUCGGUGCGAACGAGAGAUCAAGCGCGCGCGCAAGGGACGGGUGAAGUUGGUGAAAUUUCCGCAUUAUCUGGAGCGAACGCGGGAUCAGACGUUCGUGCAGGAUGCGUUCUACGCGUGGACGUACACGCCGCCGAUGAGCUGGACGGGGGUGUUGAUGAGCGGGUUGUUCGCGCUCUUCGUCGUCGCCAUGUGCCUGUUUCCGCUGUCGCCGAUUUGGUUCAAAAAGUUAAUCCUGUACGUGUGUCUGGCGAUCUUGGGGACGUUCGGGGUGACGUUCACGGUGCGAUUAGCGGUGUUCAUCGCGGUGUGGAUCUUCACCGGGGAGCACUUUUGGCUCUUGCCGAAUCUCACCGACGACGAGAUCCCGAUCAACGAGAUCUUCAAGCCGCUCUUCGCGUUCGAUAAGAGAGCGAAGAAGAUCGGGCCGUUGCAGCGAGUUGGAUUCUUGACCAUCGGUGGCGCCGUGGUGUACGGAUUGUACAGCGUCGCGCCGGAGACCGGAGGCGCGGUGGCGAACCUGAACAGGGCACACGAUUCCAUCCUCGACUUGUUCAACCUCAAGGAUGGACCAAAGAGUCUCGGAGGGGCUAACGCGACGGCGAACGCGACGGCGAACGCGACGGCGAACGUGACGAUGGACACGAACGCGACGGUGGACGAUGUCGUCAACAACGCGACGGCGGAAGGCGCGAACGCGACGGCGAACGUGACGAUUCCGAGCUUGGAUGACAUUCUCGCCGAGGUCGGCGACAUCGAAGAAGAAGACAUCGAAGAAGACACGCCAGAGCCGCGACGCGAGGAACUCUAA
Molecule: messenger RNA, 1131 nt
Organism: Ostreococcus tauri
Lineage: Eukaryota; Viridiplantae; Chlorophyta; Mamiellophyceae; Mamiellales; Bathycoccaceae
Product: Translocation protein Sec62
Exons: 1
Coding region: 1-1131 (376 amino acids)
Biological process (GO): post-translational protein targeting to membrane, translocation
Cellular component (GO): endoplasmic reticulum; endoplasmic reticulum membrane
Source: RefSeq, a predicted model, not a curated record